GCCGCUUCAUCAUAUCGCGAUAGACACCAUCGGUCCGCGGAGCUGAAGCAGAGCAACAUGGCGGAAGAGGAGGUGGCCAAGCUGCAGAAGCACCUGGCCCUGCUGAGGCAGGAGUACGUUAAGAUGCAGCAGAGGCUGGCCGACACGGAGAGGCGCUGCGCCAUGCUUGCCGCGCAGACUUCCAGCCCGGCUUCCCCCAGCUCUGCAGACGCCGACACCUUCAUCAGCCGCCUGCUGGAAUUUGUGGCCAACCUCUAUCAGCAGGAACACUACAGCGACGUGAAGGUGAAAGUGGCGGGGGAUCAGUACUGUGCCCAUAAGUUUGUGCUGGCUGCUCGCAGUGAUACCUGGAGCUUGGCCAACCUGGCAUCCACCACUGAACUGGACCUUACUGAUUGCAAAGCUGAGGUGGCUCUGGCCAUGCUGCAUUGGGUCUACACAGACCAGCUGGAACUCAGCAAGGAUGAUGCUUUCCUCGUUGACCUGAUGAAGCUAGCCAACCGCUUUCAGCUCCACCUGCUCAGAGAACGGUGUGAAAAAGGUGUGAUGUCAUCUGUAAAUGUGAGGAACUGCAUUCGCUUCUACCAAACGGCUGAGGAGCUAAACGCCACCACUCUAAUGAACUACUGUGGAGAGAUCAUCGCCAGUCACUGGGAUGAUCUGCGGAAGGAGGACUUCAGUACCAUGAGUGCCCAACUUUUGUACAAGAUGAUCAAAUCGAAAACAGAGUACCCUCUCCACAAAGCCAUCAAAGUCGAGCGUGAAGACGUGGUCUUUUUGUAUCUCAUAGAGAUGGAUUCACAGGUGGGAUAUCUUCCACCCUUGUCUUCAUUGGUUCUGUCGUUGAAGGAUGGGGAUGAGUUUGCCUCCAUCUUCCUGAUUCGCCACUCCGCUCAGGUGAACGCGGCCACAGUGGGGGCCGUGGAAACCCCUCUGCAUUUAGUCUGCUCCUUCAGUCCCAAGAAACACAGCGCAGAGACGAUGAGCAGCAUGGCGCGGAUCGCAGAGGCUCUGCUCAAAGCCGGGGCCAACCCCAACAUGCAGAACAGCAAAGGCAGGACUCCGCUGCAUGAGGCCGUGGCGUCGGGGAACGAGGCGGUGUUCAACCAGCUGCUGCAGUGCAAACAACUUGACCUGGAACUGAAAGACCAUGAGGGCAGCACAGCUCUGUGGCUGGGUCUGCAGCACAUCACCAUGUCCUCAGACCUCUCUGUGAACCCAUUCGAGGACGACGCCCCGGUCUUAAACGGGACCUCAUUCAAUGAGAACGGCUUCGCAGCUCAGCUCAUCAAGAGAGGAAGUAAUCCUGACGCACCCGACGCUGCCACAGGAAACUGUCUUAUGCAAAGAGCAGCUCGCGCCGGCAAUGAGGCUGCGGCUCUUUUCUUAGCAACCCAUGGGGCAAAGGUCAACCACAUCAAUAAAUGGGGAGAGAGCCCGCUUCACACGGCAUGUCGCUCGGGCCUGGCAGGCCUGACUGCCGAGCUGCUCCAGCAAGGUGCCAACCCUAACCUGCAGACCCAGAAGGCUCUGCCUGAGGACGGCCAGGGCGUGGCUCUGCAGACGCCACUCCACAUGGCCAUCGCCCACAACCACCCAGACGUCGUCUCUGUCAUUUUGGAACAAAAAGCUAAUGCACUUCACGCAACCAACAACCUCCAGAUCAUUCCAGACUUCAGUCUAAAAGACUCCAUGGACCAGACGGUUCUGGGUCUGGCUCUCUGGACGGGUAUGCACACUAUUGCGGCCCAGCUGCUGGGUUCUGGGGCCUCGAUCAAUGACACUAUGUCCAACGGACAAACUCUGCUCCACAUGGCCAUCCAAAGACAGGACAGCAAGAGCGCCCUCUUUCUCCUGGAACAUCAGGCAGACAUCAAUGUCAGAACACAAGAGGGACAAACGGCACUACAGCUGGCCAUCAGCAACCAGCUGCCGCUCGUGGUGGACGCCAUCUGCACCAGAGGGGCUGACAUGACGAUUCCAGAUGAAAAAGGGGAUCCUCCGUUAUGGCUGGCUCUGGAGAAUGGCCUGGAAGAUAUUGCAUCCACGCUGGUACGUCAUGGCUGCGAUGCCACCUGUUGGAGUCAGGGUCCCUCUGGCUGCAUGCAGACGCUCCUGCACCGAGCCGUGGACGAGAACAAUGAGGUCUCUGCUUGCUUCCUCAUCCGCAGUGGGUGUGAUGUAAACAGCCCAAGGCGACCUGGUCCUAAUGGGGAAGGAGACGAAGAAGCCAGAGAUGGACAAUCGCCCCUCCACCUGGCGAGCAGCUGGGGUCUGGAGGACGUGGUGCAGUGCCUUUUGGAGUUUGGAGCUAAUGUCAAUGCACAAGAUGCAGAGGGCAGAGCUCCCAUCCACGCUGCUAUUAGCAACCAGCACAACGUCAUCAUCCAGCUCCUCAUUUCCCAUCCAGACAUUCGGCUCAACCUCCGCGAUCGCCAAGGAAUGACACCGUUUGCCUGCGCCAUGACGCACAAAAACAACAAAGCUGCUGAAGCCAUCCUAAAGCGGGAGCCAGGUGCUGCUGAGCAGGUGGACAACAAAGGGAGGAACUUCCUCCACGUAGCUGUUCAAAACUCGGACAUCGAAAGCGUCCUGUUCCUCAUCAGCGUCCAAGCCAAUGUCAACUCCAGAGUUCAGGACUCUGCCAAACUCACGCCUCUUCACCUGGCCGUGCAGACUGGCUCCGAGAUCAUCGUCCGCAACCUGCUUCUUGCAGGAGCCAAAGUUAACGAGCUGACCAAGCACAGGCAGACGGCGCUGCACCUGGCUGCCCAGCAGGACCAGGCCACUAUUUGCUCCGUACUGCUGGAGAAUGGCAUCGAUUUUGCUGCUGAGGAUGAAAAUGGCAACAACGCUCUGCAUCUGGCUGUGAUGCAGGGCCGCCUUAACAAUGUCAGAACCCUUCUCACAGAGUCCAACGUUGAUGCCGAGGCCUUCAAUCUCAGGGGUCAGUCACCGAUGCACGUGCUGGGCCAUUAUGGUAAAGAGAACGCGGCAGCCAUCUUUGAGUUAUUCCUGGAGUGUAUGCCAGAAUAUCCUCUAGACAAGCCAGACGGAGACGGGAAUGCUGUUCUGCUUCUGGCCUACAUGAAAGGGAACGCCAACCUGUGCCGCGCCAUUGUGAGGGCCGGGGCCCGCCUGGGGGUCACAAACAAUCAGGGCAUCAAUAUUUUCAACUACCAAGUUGCAACAAAGCAGUUGCUUUUCCGCCUUCUAGAUAUGCUGUCCAAAGAGCCCCCUUGGUGUGAUGGGUCCAACUGCUACGAAUGCAACGCCAAGUUUGGCGUUACGACACGGAAACAUCACUGCCGCCAUUGUGGGCGCCUGUUGUGCCACAAGUGCUCUAUAAAGGAGAUUCCAAUCAUCAAGUUUGACCUGAACAAGCCAGUCCGAGUGUGCGACAUCUGCUUCGACGUACUGACUCUGGGCGGGGUGUCCUAAUGCCACGACCGGCAACUCUUCCAUCGGCCAUGGCCGACUCGCCACUGCUAUUCAGGAACACCAGGAGAACGAACGCCAGAAGCAGGAGAUUCUAAGGACCUCCAUCUUUCUACUACUCCGGCCUACGAGGAAAAGCUAUUAAUCUUCUAGAGGGAAACGUUUUCUGUUUGUCGGCUUCAAUCAAAGCAUCUUAAGGCAGAUAUGAGCAGCUCCACCAGCAGCAGGAUGGAGUUUCUCAAGAUCAGUGAUGUUUUUGCUCCUGUUAUUACAGGCAGAAAUCUGGAUCCUCCCAAAGCAGAACCACACAGCAUUAUGAAAUGAAUAAUUUAUAUAGAUUUAAUGAUUCAUGCAGUAAUCGGUCACAUUCACUUGAUUUUCUCAUAACUGACCCAAGCAAAGAAUUAAGGUUAUUAAAACAAACUGAAUUAAACAGAAGAGCUUUCAUAGUUGUUCCAGCAAAGAACAUGUUGAGUAAAUGGAAAUUUGAAAACCAUGCCAUCCAGAAAUGAAAGAAAAAUAGGAAAACUUCUAAAUAUCAAUGUUUUAAUAGUAACUUUGAUUUUUUUUUUUUUUUUUUUUUUGAGAUUGCGUUCUUUUCACGCUGUGUUCUGGUUUUGCAGAUUCUUUUCACUUUAAGUCCAAUUGGAAAGAUGGCUACUUAACCAAUGAGAUUGCAGCUCCUCACUGCAGAACAAACAUCCUGGAGAGAAUGUGAUCCGUAAAAUGCAAUCUGAAAAAGAGAAAUUUGGAAAAAUAACAUUAACUUUUUUUAAUAAACAUUUAGAAAAAAUAAAAUCGUAUUA
Cyprinodon variegatus (sheepshead minnow) is the source of this 4244-nucleotide messenger RNA. RefSeq names its product ankyrin repeat and FYVE domain containing 1 (gene ankfy1). Gene Ontology annotation, molecular function: protein binding; metal ion binding. The coding region runs from base 58 to 3441 and encodes 1127 amino acids. The transcript has 24 exons. The record is from RefSeq and is a predicted model, not a curated record. NCBI's taxonomy places the organism in Eukaryota, Metazoa, Chordata, Actinopteri, Cyprinodontiformes, Cyprinodontidae.